GGCGCGCUCCGUUCACACGCUCCGCGGCCUGUAAGGCACCGCGAGUUCCGGCUGUCGCCGUCACCGCCGCGGCUCCUGGAGGUCGGUUGCGACGAGUAACGGCGCCGGGACGAGCCCCGCGCCUUCGUUUCCGAUAUGUAUCCGAAUUGGGGCCGGUAUGGCGGGAGCAGCCACUAUCCGCCGCCGCCAGUGCCGCCGCCGCCACCACCGGUGGCGCUUCCCGAGGCCUCGCCGGGGCCCGGGUACUCCAGUUCGACGGCUCCCGCGGCCCCUUCCUCUUCAGGCUUCAUGAGCUUCCGAGAGCAACACUUGGCGCAGCUCCAGCAGCUGCAGCAGAUGCACCAGAAGCAAAUGCAGUGCGUGCUCCAACCCCACCAUCUUCCUCCGCCCCCGCUGCCGCCCCCGCCGGUGAUGCCCGGGGGCGGCUACGGAGACUGGCAGCCGCCUCCGCCACCGAUGCCCCCGCCACCUGGACCAGCCCUCAGUUAUCAGAAGCAGCAGCAGUACAAACACCAGAUGAUCCACCACCAACGAGAUGGGCCUCCGGGUUUGGUUCCAAUGGAGCUGGAGUCCCCUCCUGAAUCUCCCCCUGUACCUCCAGGAUCCUACAUGCCCCCAUCCCAGUCGUACAUGCCUCCACCUCAGCCACCACCCUCGUACUAUCCCCCUUCCUCCGCUCAGCCCUACCUGCCACCUGCUCAGCCGUCCCCUUCACAGUCUCCACCUUCCCAGUCCUACCUGGCGCCCACUCCUUCUUAUUCUUCCUCUUCCUCCUCACAAUCAUAUUUGAGCCAUUCCCAGCCCUACUUACCCCCUUCUCAGGCAUCUCCUUCCCGCUCCUCCCAGGGCCCUUCUAAACCCCAGCUACCACCACCACCGUCCAUCCCUUCUGGGAAUAAAACAGCUAUCCAGCAAGAGCCUUUGGAGAGUGGGGCCAAGAACAAGACUGCUGAACAGAAGCAAGCUGCUCCUGAACCAGAUCCCUCUACAAUGACUCCACAGGAGCAACAACAAUAUUGGUAUCGACAGCAUCUACUUAGUUUGCAGCAGAGGACAAAGGUGCAUUUGCCGGGACAUAAAAAGGGUCUUGUCACAGCAAAGGAUGUACCAGAACCCAUCAAAGAAGAAGCUCCGGGGCCACCUGCCAGUCAGGUAGCAGAACCUCUUGCAGCUGAGAAGCCCCCAUUGCCACCUCCCAGUGAAGAAGCACCACCUCCGCUCUCACCUGAGGAACCCCAGUCAGAAGACUCAGAAGACUCAGAAGAGGAUUCUAGAUUUAAACAGUUGAAGGCUAUAGCAGCACAUUGGCAGGCUGCAGCAGCACAUUGGCAACAGCAGCAGCAGCAGCGAGUCGGCUUCCAGUAUCAAGGAAUAAUGCAGAGGCACACACAGUUACAGCAGAUCCUGCAGCAGUACCAGCAAGUUAUCCAGCACUCACCACACAUACAGACCAUGUCUCUGGAUGUGCAGCUGCGACAUUAUGAGAUGCAGCAGCAACAGUUUCAACAUCUCUUUCAAGACUGGGAGCGAGAGUUUCAGCUGUGGGAGGAGCAGCUCCAUUCCUAUCCUCAUAAAGAUCAGCUUCAGGAGUAUGAGAAGCAGUGGAAGACAUGGCAGGGACAUAUGAAAGCCACUCAGACCUAUCUCCAGGAGAAAGUCAACUCGUUCCAGACUGUGAAGAGCCAGUACCUGGGGAACAUGGCAAUGCCACCUCCGUUUGUUCCAUAUUCUCAGAUGCCUCCACCUCUGCCAACAAUGCCCCCUCCAGUAUUACCUCCAUCCUUGCCACCACCAGUGAUGCCCCCUGCCCUGCCUACCUCCAUCCCACCACCUGGCAUGCCUCCGCCUGUGAUGCCACCUUCUCUGCCAACCUCUGUCCCCCCACCAGGAAUGCCUCCAUCUCUUUCUUCAGGGCCACCUCCAGUUCUCCCUCCACCUGCCCUCUCUUCAGCAGGGUCACCACCAGUCCUUCCCCCACCGGCUCUACCUGGGGGACCACCCAUCCUACCCCUCCCACCAUUAUCUUCAGCCACACCUCCCCCAGGAAUACCUCCCCCUGGAGCUCCACAAGGGAUGCCUCCUCAGUUAACAGCCCCACUUCCACCAGCUUCUGGUUCUCAGAACUCACAGAUCCCAGAGAAACCUAGACAAGCACUGCUUCCCACACCUGUGUCUUUUGGUUCGACCCCACCUUCACCAUAUCACCCUCCACCUCAGUCAGAACAAGUGAAUUCCAAACCUCUGAACAAGGUGUUCUCAUCUGAGCAAGGACUGGGCGAGUCUUCUGCUCUAUCUCAAUCCGUCAUUGCAGCUAAGGACAUGCCAGUGAAGUCAGGUGGACUGCUUGCAGACCCUCCUAAGGGCAGUUUCUUGGAAGGUCCGAGAGGUCCAAGAUUUGAUGGUCCUCGAAGAUUUGAGGAUUUAGGGUCAAGGUGUGAAGGACCGAGACCCAAAGGGCCUCGUUUUGAAGGAAAUCGCCCCGAUGGGCCAAGACCCAGAUAUGAAAGUCACCCAGCAGAGGGCACUAAAAGCAAAUGGGGAACGAUCCCUCGGGGCCCAGCAUCUCAAUUUUAUAUAACUCCCAAUACAUCCCUAAGUCCUCGACAGAGUGGACCACAGUGGAAAGGCCCCAAAGCAACUGUUGGACAGCAGCAUCAGCAGCAGCCUAAGCAGCAACCUAAGUCACAAGCAGAACCUCUUUCAGGAAACAAAGAGCCAUUAGCAGAUACAAGUAAUAACCAACAGAAGAAUUUAAAAAUUCAGUCAGCUGCAUUUUCCAUUUCCGCAGAUGUCAAGGAUACCAAGGCAGCUCAGUCAAAUGAGAAUCUAAGUGACUCUCAACAAGAGCCAACUAAAAGCCAAGUCUCGGAAGGGCCCGUAGAGCCCUCUAAUUGGAACCAGAAUUCUCAAAGUAUGGAGACUGACAUGGACAAAGCAGAAGGUGUUACUCAGCCUGUAUCCCUUGCAAACAAACCUGUACCUACUCAAUCUACUUUCCCCUCAAAAGUAGGGAGCAUGGAGGGAGGAGCCACAGCAGCAGCAUUGACUGCAGAUGAUUUCAAACCUUUGGGUGUUGGUUUGUCCCACUCAGAAAACCACCAAGAAAAAGAUCUUCCUCAGCCAGACAGCAGAGAAAAUAGAUUAGAAGGCAAUAAAGGCAGCAGCUCAUCAUACAGAGGUCCUGGGCAGAACAAAGUGGAAGAGUCACGGGAUAAAGGACUAGUAAACAGAGGUCGUGGCCAGACAAUUAACCGUGGUCCAGGUCUGGUCAAGCAAGAAGAUUUCCAUGAUAAAAUGAUGGGUAGAAGAGAAGACAGUCGUGAGAAAAUGAACAGAGGAGAAGGCAGCCGGGACAGGGUGUUUGUGAGGCCAGGAAGCAGUCGGGAUAAAAUACCAGGUGGCCUACAAGACAGCCAGGACAGUAGAGCCAACAGCCGAGAAAGGGGACCACCUCGCAGGGCUGGCAGUCAGGAGAGAGGACCUCCUCGAAGGGCUGGAAGUAGAGAGAGAGUACCUUCUCAAAGAGCUGGAAGCAGGGAGAGGGUGCCACCUCGUGGUCCAGGUAGUCGAGAAAGGGGGUUAGGAAGGCCAGAUUUUGGUCAUGAUAGAGUUCCAUUCAGACCAGAACCAGGAGAUGGUGGAGACAAAAUGUAUCCUUAUCACCGAGAUGAACCUUCUAGGGCUUCGUGGAACCAUGGAGAAGAGAGAGGACAUGAAGAGUUCCCAGUAGAUGGUAGAAAUGCUCCAAUUGAGCGAGAAAGACUCGAUGACUGGGAUAGAAAGAGAUACUGGAGAGAGUGUGAACGUGACUAUCAAGAUGAUACACUAGAUUCAUACAGCAGAGAGGACAGGUUCUCAGCACCACCAUCACGGUCUUAUGAUGGAGACAGGCGAGGCCCUUGGUGGGAUGAUUGGGAAAGAGAUCAGGAUAUGGAUGAGGGUUAUGGUAGGGAAAUGGACAGGGACUUAGACAGAGAUGUGGAUUGCAUUAGAAGAUCUGUGGAUAUAUAUGAUAGAAAUGUGGAUAACGAGUGGGACAGAGAUUAUGGGAGACCACUGGAUGAACAAGAAUCACAGUUUCGUGAACGGGAUAUUCCAUCUCUUCCACCUUUACCACCCCUCCCACCUCUUCCACCUUUGGAUAGAUAUCGGGAUGAUAGAUGGAGAGAAGAAAGAAAUCGAGACCAUGGGUAUGACCGAGAUUUCCGUGAUAGGGGUGAGUUGAGGAUUCGAGAGUAUCCAGAAAGAGGAGAUACAUGGCGGGAAAAGCGAGAUUAUGUUCCUGACAGAAUGGACUGGGAAAGAGAACUGUUGUCAGACAGAUGGUACCCAUCUGAUGUGGAUAGACAUUCCCCCCUGGCGGAACAUAUGCCAUCCUCACAUCAUUCCUCUGAAAUGAUGGGGUCCGAUGCAAACUUAGACUCUGACCCAGGCCUUGGAGGGGUAAUGGUUCUCAGUCAGAGGCAGCACGAAAUCAUUUUGAAAGCUGCACAAGAAUUGAAAAUGCUUCGAGAACAGAAAGAGCAGCUUCAAAAGUUGAAAGACUUUGGGUCUGAGCCACAGAUGGCUGACCAUCUACCACCCCCAGACUCAAGACUACAGAAUCCAUCAAGACCUGGGAUGUAUCCGCCUCCAGGAUCCUAUAGACCACCCCCUCCUAUGGGUAAGCCACCUGGGUCAAUUGUAAGACCCUCUGCUCCACCAGCAAGAUCAUCUAUUCCUAUGACUAGGCCUCCUGUGCCAAUACCACCACCGCCUCCUCCACCUCCACCACCACCACCUCCUCCUCCAGUUAUAAAGUCAAAAACCUCAUCUGUGAAACAGGAACGCUGGGAUGAAGAUUCUUUCUUUGGGCUCUGGGAUACAAAUGAUGAUCAAGGACUGAAUUCAGAAUUUAAGCGAGACACUGCAACAAUUCCGUCUGCUCCGGUGUUACCACCCCCACCUGUUCAUUCUUCCAUUCCCCCUCCUGGCCCAAUGCCUAUGGGUAUGCCACCAAUGUCCAAACCACCACCAGUGCAGCAUACAGUUGACUAUGGCCAUGGCCGAGAUAUGCCUACUAAUAAAGUUGAACAGAUACCAUAUGGAGAAAGAAUAACUCUACGUCCAGAUCCAUUACCUGAAAGGUCAACUUUUGAUGCAGAUCAUGCAGGCCAGCGUGAUCGCUACGAUAGAGAUAGAGACCGUGAACCUUAUUUUGACCGUCCAAGUAAUAUAACAGAUCAUCGAGAUUUUAAAAGGGACCGAGAGACACAUAGAGAUAGAGACCGAGAUCGUGUUCUUGACUAUGAGCGGGACCGAUUUGACAGAGAGCGCAGACCCCGAGAUGACAGGAAUCAGUCAUAUCGAGACAAAAAAGACCAUUCUUCAUCCAGAAGAGGAGGGUUUGAUAGGCCAUCCUAUGACCGGAAGUCUGAUCGACCACCCUAUGAAGGCCCACCCAUGUUUGGAGGAGAACGAAGAACUUACCCGGAGGAGCGCAUGCCCCUUCCAGCUCCUGCCCUGGGCCACCAGCCACCUCCAGUUCCUCGGGUUGAGAAGAAGCCGGAGUCCAAAAAUGUGGAUGACAUUCUGAAACCGCCAGGCCGGGAGAGCCGGCCUGAAAGAAUUGUUGUUAUAAUGAGAGGAUUGCCUGGCAGUGGAAAGACACAUGUUGCAAAACUUAUCCGGGAUAAGGAAGUAGAAUUUGGAGGACCUGCGCCCAGGGUUUUAAGUCUAGAUGAUUAUUUCAUCGCUGAAGUAGAAAAAGAAGAAAAAGAUCCAGAUUCUGGAAAGAAAGUAAAAAAGAAGGUAAUGGAAUAUGAAUAUGAAGCUGACAUGGAGGAGACUUAUCGCACCAGCAUGUUCAAAACUUUCAAAAAGACUCUAGAUGACGGCUUUUUCCCUUUCAUUAUUCUGGAUGCUAUCAAUGACAGAGUUAGGCAUUUUGAUCAGUUUUGGAGUGCAGCGAAAACCAAGGGCUUUGAGGUGUAUUUGGCUGAAAUGAGUGCUGAUAACCAGACUUGUGGCAAGAGAAAUAUUCAUGGAAGAAAGCUUAAAGAAAUAAACAAGAUGGCUGAACACUGGGAAGCUGCACCUCGUCACAUGAUGCGUCUAGACAUCCGCUCCCUGCUACAAGAUGCUGCGAUUGAAGAAGUAGAGAUGGAAGAUUUUGAUGCUAACAUUGAAGACCAGAAGGAAGAAAAGAAAGAUGCAGAAGAAGAGGAAAGCGAACUGCAGGUAUGUGGUAGAGCCUACCCAACAUAUGCAUACUCUUACCUCUUUGCUGUAAGAUCUCAAAACUGAGUUCUGUUACCUUGAAGCAGAAGAACUUACUGAAUGAAGAGGCAAAGGGCUGUCACUGGCUGCUGGAUUUGUUCUUGUUCUCUCUUGUUAAAUGAUGGCAAAAAUGACUGUGUAGGCAAUGGAUUUUUACCCAGGCUGCCGAGAUACUUAAUGAUGUGAGUUUAAAGUUCUGUGUACCUCCUGUAAGUGCUUUGAUUAAACCUCUGUGGAGAUGUGUCCCUUACUCUGUCACUCAAGAAGUAAAACCUAUAAAAUUACUGAUGUUUCAUUGUUGGCUAAUGAGGUACAUAGAUUAACAAUGCCUUUGGAUAGUAUUGCCUUUAAAAUCCACAGUAUUGCUUGGUUUAUUUGACAUUUCAGCUCUUGCUAAAGUUGCUUCUCCUUACUUCUCUUAAUGAAAAUGUACAAACCGAGAUCCCUGAUUCCUAUUCCCUAAAGCAUAGUCUACAAGGAGUGGUCUCUUUAAAGCCAUGUAUGACAUAGAAGAUUCGUGGUAGAAAUUGUGUUUAUAUAGCAUUGGUGUCGACCUCUACAUUCCUAGAUGUCUUAAAAUGUGGAUUAAAAGCUAAGCUUUAAAGGUAUGGAUAAUUGAGUCUCAGUAUGUUUUUUAAUAGUCUUAUUUUUCUUAAUCAGGUUGCAUUUUGACAUACAUGAUUUAAAAUGUGAGGGGAAAUUUACAUAAAGACCCACACUGCAGUAAUAACCUUACUUGCUACUUGUAGCCAGCACAGGAGAGAUGCACAGUGUUUUGGCAGCUCCAUCUUUGUGGCUUUUUUAUUUUAUCUCACUUGUUUAAAUGUAGUCAACUUGGAGCCUAAUUACAUGUACAAUUACCUUUUAAAGAGAAACAUGUUGCCACACUGUAGUUUUACAUCAGAGAACUGGUAAAGAAGCCUUAAAAUGCUACUCUGCUGAACUAUUUAUUUCCAAGUGGCCUGCUACUUCAGCAGCAGACAGAUGAUAGUUUUAAGAAUGAAUAAAGACAGUUCCAGCAGGGGUAGUGAAGUCUCUUUAUUUUAAUCUAAAGCUUCUUUAACCCAGUCACAUAGCAGAACCCAGCUCUUUUAUUCUUGGAACCUAUCCCAAGGGUAAAAGAUUCCUGGAGAAUAUUAACCAAGGUAAUGUGAACGAGUUUCGAGUUCCCUGUCAUUCAAAACGAUUUAACAGAAAUCUCAGUAAACUUUGCAUUUUCAGUUCUGUACUGGAUGAAAUCCUUAGAGAUUAUUGGUGAGAUAUAUCCCUGCCUUUAGUGCUUCUGCAAACCUAGUCCAUAUGAUUUAGAAUAUAAAUACAUAAUUUCAGUGAUUAGGGUUUUCAGGUGUUUCUAGAUCACACUUAUACAAGUUUUCUCGGUAUUUGUAAACACCAUCGCUUUAGCAGAGCGUUUUCUUGAUUUGAUCUAAAGUGUUUUUGGGAAAUAUGAUGUAAAUUAUAAUCUGAAAUACUACCUACUAAUUCCUAGUUCUGGCAUAAAGACUCACAGUGUAUAAACCUAAAGAUUUCUUGGAGUAAGGGUGCUCAAGAAAACUCUCCUGUAGAGAUUGUUACGCUGUCUCCAGCAGCUUUUGCAACUCAGCUGGGUGUCAGUCUGUUCUGUGACCUUGAACAUUCUCCACAGUAGAGAAGAGUACUCAUUUAAAAAAAGAAAAGAAAGAAAGAAAAGGGAAGCAAAACCAAAAACCUUGAAUCAAUUGGUCUGGUUUACUAGGCCCUAAUAAUAAUGUUUCUGUAUAAUAGGAUCGAUUUGAAAACACAGUCCAAAUAAAGGAAACGGGAGUUAUAAUAAAUGACAUGGAAUAAGCUGGGUAGUAGAAUAAACAUAGUUAUAGGCACCCUGGGACAUUGGAAAAUGUUUGGGGAGUUUGUUUAAGUUACUCAGUUCAAUCUUAUGUAAGCUGUAAAUUGCCUGUGGUAAUUUCUGGUUUUAUCACAUACUAGGAAAUAUAAUAUUACAAGAUAUCAGAAAUAACUCAACUUUCAUCUGGUAAAACAGAAGUGCUCUGAAGUUGAUUCAAUAAAGCCAGCCUUUGUAUGCUGAAACUGGUAGAUGCGUUGAGUCGUUUUAAGUGAGUGUGAGCUCCAUGAUGCGGUAGUUGGGCCCGUUUUCUUUGCAAGUGUUUCAAGUGACACUGAAAUACCAAGUGACCGUCUUGAAGAACACUUUUGGACAUCAUGGCUUCAAUUAUUUGAGAAUAGCAGUUGUACUUUGAAAGUACCUAGCUAGUUUAUAAAUUCUCAGAAUGAUAUUGAUCCUAGCUCAGUAACUGUAUAUUCUUACCAUAAUUGUUGCCCAUCUGCUGUUGAGGGUACAGUUGUGAGUCCUCAACUGUACUUAGCUCAAAGCGCCUUCAUGCUCCUACCCUGAUGACUGAAAUCUGAAGUCUGCAGGGAAGUUUGGUGAAUCUGGUCACUUACUUUCGUCAAGGAUGAUAAAGUUGUGUUUCCAUAGGAUAUAUUUGUAACUAGUGAGUGGGAACUGAAUCCAGUCCCCGUUUUAAUGCUUUUCCAAUUCAAACGUGUUAUGCAUGUAUGUGUCUCUUUCUAACCCUUCGAGCUUCUCUCUGUGUACAAUUUAGGGUUACAUUCCGAAAAGCAAAUGGGAGAU
This is a messenger RNA of Mus caroli (Ryukyu mouse), 8890 nucleotides long. RefSeq names its product YLP motif containing 1 (gene Ylpm1). Gene Ontology annotation, cellular component: nucleus. The record is from RefSeq and is a predicted model, not a curated record. Lineage: Eukaryota; Metazoa; Chordata; Mammalia; Rodentia; Muridae. Gene Ontology annotation, biological process: regulation of telomere maintenance.